Molecule: messenger RNA, 222 nt
Organism: Suillus plorans
Lineage: Eukaryota; Fungi; Basidiomycota; Agaricomycetes; Boletales; Suillaceae
Exons: 1
Source: RefSeq, a predicted model, not a curated record
CGUGCUUUCUCCGGUGGCCAUCUACAAGUGAACCAUCUUCAACAUGGUAUCAGCUCCCAGACCUUCAAAGCCCAGGUUGCUGUUGGAUCGUGGUUCAACACGCCUCUUAUGCCGGACCUUGGUGUCGCGACGAAUAUCAUGCGGCAGAAGAUGGCAAAGGGCAAGGAAAAAGAAAUGGGCAGGCUGGUGUCAUCAAAAUCGACUCUGAUUGAGAUUGUGUAG